AUGGAUAGAAAUAGAGAUUAUAGACAGAGAGAUAGAGACAAUGAAAGAGACAGAGAUAGGGAUAGGGAUAGAGACAGAGAUAGAGACAGGGAUAGAGAUAGGGAUAGAGAUAGAGAUAGAGACAGAGAUAGAGAUAGAAACUACAAUGAGAGAGACAGAGAUAGAGAAAAUGAUAGAGACAGAGACUACACCAAAAGAGAUAGAAAUGAUGAUAGAAAUAGAGAUAGAGAUAGGGAAGUAACUGACAGAUAUAAAGAUAGUGAGAGAAAUGGAGAUAGAGAAUACAAUGAAAGAGACAGAGAUGCUGAUAGAAAUAGAGAUAGAGAAAGAGAGAGAGAGAGAGACAACGAUAGAACCUCUGAAAGAGGAAGGGAUAGAGACAGAGAUAGAGAUAGUUAUCAUAGAGACAGAAAUAUAGAUAGAAAUAGAGAUAGAGAUAGAGAAUAUAAUGAAAGAGACAGAGAUGCUGAUAGAAAUAGAGAUAGAGAUAGAGAUAGAAAUAAAGAUAAUGAAAAAGAGAGAUAUGAUUACUCAAAAGAUAAUAAAUACAAGACAAACGAUGAAGAUGGUGGUAGCUCUACAAAGAGAAAUGGCGGUGGAGGUGGUGGCUAUAAGAGCUAUGGAAAACCAUCCGAAGAAUAUUUGGAACACAGAAGAGAGAUGAGAGAUAACACAAAAGGUAAUUCUAUAUUCGCUAGAUCACCUUCACCACCAAAAGACAGGAAGAAAGACAAAAAUAAGGGAUCCGAAUCGAAAUCUUUGAAAAGAGCAUCGUCAAGGUCAAGAUCAAGAUCAAAAUCAAAAUCGAGAUCACCUUCACCAACAUCCAACAACAAAUCUAAAUCAACCUCAACUUCAUCGACUACAUCAACUUCCAGCUCAUCAUCAUCAAAAGAUAAACAGAGAUCAAGAUCAAAAUCAAGGUCUAGAUCAAGAUCACCAACUAAAUCAUCCAAAUCACAUAAAAAGAAAAAAAGAAGUAGAUCACUUUCAACUUCAGAUUCCGACAAUUCUUCAUCGGACUAUAGUGAUAGUGACAACAGUUAUAGCGAUUCUUCAAAUGACGACGACGACAAAGACGAUAGAAGAAGUAAAAAGAAGAGUAAAAAGAAACAUCACUCAAGUAGUAAAAAGAAAAAGAGUAGAAAGAGUAAGAGUAAGAGUAAAAGUAAGAGAAGAUCUGAUGAUGAAGAUAAUUCAGAGGAAGACUCAUCGAUGUGGAUGGAAAAGGCAGAGGAACAACCAUUGGUUGACACUCAGGUCGGUCCAAAACCACUGCCUCAGGUUGCCGUCGGUAGCUACGGUGGUGCUAUGAUGCCCGGUGAAGCCGAUGCAAUCGCUCAGUUUGUACAACAGAAUAAGCGUAUCCCACGUAGAGGUGAGGUCGGUCUCUCCAGUGAUCAGAUUCAAGGUUUUGAAGAUGCCGGUUACGUAAUGAGUGGUUCCCGACACAGACGUAUGAAUGCCGUUCGUAUAAGAAAGGAAGGACAAGUCUACAGUGCCGAAGAGAAACGUCAAUUCGCAAUGAUGAACAAAGAAGAGAAAGCAAAGAAGGAGAAUCGUUUGAUAUCCGAUUUCCGUCAACUAGUUAAUUCUAAAAUCCAAGAGAAUGAAGAAAAGUAA
Molecule: messenger RNA, 1623 nt
Organism: Heterostelium album PN500
Lineage: Eukaryota; Evosea; Eumycetozoa; Acytosteliales; Acytosteliaceae
Product: NKAP family protein
Exons: 1
Coding region: 1-1623 (540 amino acids)
Biological process (GO): regulation of gene expression
Cellular component (GO): nucleus
Molecular function (GO): chromatin binding
Source: RefSeq, a predicted model, not a curated record